Molecule: messenger RNA, 2927 nt
Organism: Corythoichthys intestinalis (scribbled pipefish)
Lineage: Eukaryota; Metazoa; Chordata; Actinopteri; Syngnathiformes; Syngnathidae
Gene: tdrd1
Product: tudor domain containing 1
Exons: 20
Coding region: 164-2770 (868 amino acids)
Source: RefSeq, a predicted model, not a curated record
CAUCACGUGAUUUUGAUGCCGUUUGAUUGGCAGUCUAAUUGUAACCAACCAGGUGCUUUUAUUGCACAUUCGCAGUGAGUUCCUAAUUUCAACACUCGAUUUCUGCAAGAAGCACGUCGUCUUUUGAAGUUACUGCUUAAGUAGAAAAUUACCGUAACUGACUAUGAGCAACCCAUUACUUCCCAACGUGGUGCGGCCUAACCUGCCCUUGAGGCAGCCGUCGUCCAUGUGUCCUUCGCUUCCAGGACGCGUCGCGGCGGCUGCGAGCCCCGUCAGGCCGGAUUUGUUAUCAGUUGCAACCGACGUGGCAUCUCCACAAAUGAAUCCACCAACUGGAUUGGGGCCCAUGCCAACACCUGUGUGCCUUUGCCGGUUUUGUGGCCAGGGAGCAGGGAGUUUCCGUUGCACCCGUUGCAAGAAGACAAUGUAUUGCUCUGCACUGUGCCAGAGCAAAGACUGGAAGUGCCACAGACUGAUUUGCGUGCCCGCUGAUCCUGAGCCAGCAAAGGAGAACCUGAAUCUGACUGCGUCUUUGCCAGCGCUGGCCAACAACGACAACUUGAAGAAGCCAGCAUCAGCCCAGAAGGUGUUUUUGAAGGAUUUGGAGAAAAUGAAGAUUAACGAGGGAACAGAAUUUCAGGCAUGUGUUUCAGAGAUCCACAACCCUGGGAGGUUUUUUCUCUUCCUCCAAAAUUCUGAGCUGUUGGAGAAUCUGCAUAACAUCAGGGGAAAGCUCCAGAAGGCCGCCAGCGGUAGCCCAGCGCAACCUUACGCGCCCUGCGUCGGAGAGGUUUGUGCGGUGCAGUUCUCUGCCGAUCAGGUUUGGUACCGAGGCUUUAUCCAGAAGUUGGCGGCUGACAAAAAAGAGGCGCACGUGCUUUAUAUUGACUACGGGAAUGAGGAAAACGUCUCAGUGGACAGGAUGAGAGCCCUGCCUGUGGACCUUGACCUGUUUUAUCCUUGUGCGAUGGAGUGUCAAGUUGCCGGCGUGGAUCCGCCAGAGGGUGGCUGGUUACCCGAGUGCCUUUCUGUCCUCAAGGAGCUUCUGGCUGGCAAGUUCGUGAUGGCGAAAUUGACAGAAAUGGCGGCAAACGGUCCUCCGUACGCCGUGGACAUCCAGCUUCCCACAGGAAAGCUUUUGAGCACGUACCUCCUCGACAGUGGAUUUGGAACAAAAGUGGUCGCUUCACCAAUAAUGCAAGAUAUACAAGCCAUUCUGAACGCGUCCUUGGAAAACUUCAAGCGUCAAUCUGAAGGGAAGGACGACAAUUCAUGGGCUCAGCCUCCCGAACCUUUGACGCAAUCGGUGGGGGACUCCUUCUCUGUAGUGGUCAUGAGCUUCCAAUCGCCAGAUAGCAUCAUUGUGCAGAAGGUGGACAAUGCCGGCAUCAUUCAGAAGUUACAGCUACAAUUGAGGCAACAUUGCAACCAGUUGUCCGUUCCCCAAAAUUUCCGACCGGCGCCGGGCACCGCCUGCUGCGCCCUAUUUACGGAGGACAAGCAGUGGUACCGGGCCAAAGUGCUGGCGUACUCCUCAGAGGAGCGCGUCUGUGUGAGCUACUUCGAUUUCGGCAAUUCCGAGGACCUGGACAUAGCCUGUUUGAAACCCAUCAGCUCGGAGCUGCUUGUGCUGCCCAUGCAGGCCAUUCCAUGUGCUUUAGCAGGAAUCCAGCCUGUUGGGGAGAGCUGGUCAACAGAGUGCCUGUUGGCCCUGCAGCACAGGCUGUCAAACAGAAUCCUGCGCCUGGCCAUUGAAGGGGCGCAGGAGGGCAGCACUCUGGUGGCCCUGGUGGACGAGGCUAGCGACCCUCAAGCCGAUAUGGCUGAACUGCUCGUCUCAGCUGGCUACGCGGUUCCCGUUAAGCCCGAUCCUGUCCCUCCGGCCGCUCUGCAACCACCUGAUGAUCCAGGCUUCCCAUUGGACUGGAAGACGACGGCUCUACCCACCGACGAGCCCUUCAAGCCUUGCAUCGCAGCUAUUGCCAGUCCUUCCCUCUUCUUUGUACUCAGCCCCAGGCAAGAGGUUGAGCAGAAGCUCCCGGUGACCAUGCAGGAGCUGGCUGCUUUCUGCGGCCAAAACCGGGGUGUGUUAUCCUCAUUCGUGGACUGUGGAAAACUCCUACCGGGGGCCGCUUGCUGCGCUCAGUUCACUGCCGAUGACAAUUGGUACCGCGCCGUGGUGGUGAAAGCAGGCGAUGACGACGGGGUGACGGUCAUCUAUGCCGACUACGGCAACUCUGAAACGUUGCCCAUCUCCCGCAUUCUGCCCAUCCCUGCACACCUGCUGCAGCUCCCCUUCCAGAUUGUCCGCUGUGCUCUGACGGGCAAAGAUCAUUUCCCCGCCGAGUGGCCGCCGGAAGCGCUGCAGGUAUUCCUCAACUAUUUGCAGGACGACUUCCUGGCCACCACGCUGUCCUUCGACGGCUUCGUCAACAUCCUCGCCAUCAGCCGACCUCCCGAAAUGCGCGGCGCUCAAGUGAGCGCCUUGAUUCUAGACGCGCUGCAGACUUCCCGAGUCGAGGCCGUGCCGAGCUUGUCCAACGCCGUCGAAGAGAGAAACGAUGCUCCGGAAACCCCGCUGACACCUGAUUUGGAAACCACAGCGGGGGACACUGAGAUGACCCCUCAAAGUCCCCAACAGACUGAAAUCACUGGAGCGGAGCCCCAGAAGAGCGCUGCGUGUUGCUGCGCAAUCCUGAUCGCAAAGAUAGAGCGUCUGGAGGAGCAAAUGGAGGCUCUGAGGGUGUGUGUUGAGCGUUUCCACACCUAAGCAGUUGCUUUGUUUUUCUAUUUUUGCUUCCUUUCGGAAGCGGUUUGAGCUCCCUGCCAAAAAAUUUCAGAAGUUUUGUUUGUGUACUUGGCAAAAUGCUAAAACUUGUUUAUGAUACUUGAGUAAAGUUACAGUUUAAUGACCAUCUUUUUUUGUU